UCUUCUUUACAAGUUUCUCAAAACAAAAAACAUCCAAAGGUUUGAUUUUGCAAAGGGAAGACAUGGGGUUGAACUUUAGGGAUAAAGCUUGGAUUUUUCUGGGGAUUCUUUGUUGUUCAUCUUUGAUUUGUUCAGUAAAAGCAAUGGUCAGUUAUGAUCAUAAAGCUGUGAUAAUCAAUGGUCAGAGAAGGAUCCUUGUAUCUGGCUCCAUUCACUACCCAAGAAGCACACCUGAGAUGUGGCCUGAUCUUAUACAGAAGGCCAAAGAAGGAGGCUUGGAUGUAAUACAAACUUAUGUUUUCUGGAAUGGGCAUGAACCUUCUCCUGGACAAUAUUAUUUUGAGGACAGAUAUGAUCUGGUUAAGUUCAUCAAGCUGGUACAACAAGCCGGUCUCUACGUUCAUCUCAGAAUUGGUCCUUACGUUUGCGCUGAAUGGAAUUUUGGAGGGUUUCCUAUUUGGCUCAAAUAUGUUCCCGGUAUGGCUUUUAGGACCGACAAUGAACCUUUCAAGGCUGCAAUGCAAACAUUCACUGAGAAGAUUGUGGGAAUGAUGAAAGAAGAAAAAUUGUUUGAGACUCAAGGAGGACCUAUCAUUCUGUCACAGAUAGAGAAUGAGUAUGGACCAGUAGAGUGGACGAUAGGAGCACCAGGGAAGGCAUACACAAAAUGGGCAGCUCAAAUGGCAGAAGGACUCUCCACAGGUGUCCCAUGGAUAAUGUGCAAGCAAGAUGAUGCUCCUACCUCUAUUAUAAACACAUGCAAUGGGUUUUAUUGUGAGAAUUUCAAACCAAACUCGGACAAUAAGCCGAAGAUGUGGACAGAGAACUGGACUGGUUGGUUCACCGAGUUUGGAGGUGCGGUACCAUACAGACCAGCCGAAGACAUUGCCUUCUCUGUGGCUCGCUUCAUACAUAACGGUGGCUCCUUCAUCAAUUACUAUAUGUACCAUGGAGGAACAAACUUCGACAGAACAGCAGGUGAAUUCAUUGCUACUAGCUAUGACUACGACGCUCCGCUUGAUGAAUACGGGUUACCGAGAGAACCAAAGUAUAGUCACUUGAAGAGAUUGCAUAAGGUCAUCAAGCUCUGUGAGCCAGCAUUGGUCUCUGCUGAUGCUACAGUCACAUCGCUCGGCGAUAAUCAAGAAGUAAUGGAUCCAAUGCAACACAAAGCAAUAUACAUGAGAAGAGAAGAAAAAGCUUCAAAGAUUACUUAUUUACCUUUUUGUUGGCUUGUUCUGUUUUUUUUUCAGGCUCAUGUGUUCAAGUCCAAGUCAUCUUGCGCUGCUUUUCUCUCAAACUACAACGCUAGUUCUACUGCAAGAGUCUUGUUUGGCGGCUCAACAUAUGAUCUGCCUCCAUGGUCUAUCAGUAUUCUACCUAACUGCAAAACCGAGUACUACAACACCGCAAAGGUACAGGUCAAUGCACCAAGCAUACACAUGAAGAUGGUUCCCACAAACACACAAUUCUCUUGGGGAUCAUACAACGAAGAGAUUCCUUCUCCAAAUGACAAUGGUACGUUUGCCCAAGAUGGGCUUGCGGAACAGAUUAGCAUCACCAGAGACAAGACGGACUAUUUCUGGUAUCUGACAGACAUUACGAUCGGUACUGAUGAGAAGUUCUUGAAGACUGGUGAAGACCCUCUUCUUACUGUUGGGUCAGCUGGGCAUGCUCUUCAUGUAUUCGUUAAUGGUCAGCUUGCAGGAACUGCUUACGGAUCGCUGGAGAAGCCAAAGCUAACAUUUAGUCAGAAGAUCAAGUUACAUGCAGGAGUCAACAAACUUGCUCUGUUGAGUAUUGCAGCAGGUCUCCCGAACGUUGGUGUGCAUUACGAGACAUGGAAUACUGGGGUUCUUGGCCCUAUCACACUGAAUGGAGUUAACUCCGGAACAUGGGACAUGUCUAAAUGGAAAUGGUCCUACAAGAUUGGUACAAAGGGUGAGGCUUUAAGCCUUCAUACCGUAACGGGGAGUUCCUCUGUGGAAUGGAAAGAAGGAUCAUUGGUGGCAAAGAAGCAACCCUUGACCUGGUACAAGUCUACUUUUGACACACCAGCAGGCAAUGAACCAUUGGCUUUGGACAUGAACACAAUGGGAAAAGGCCAAGUCUGGAUAAAUGGCCAGAACAUCGGACGCCACUGGCCUGCAUAUACAGCUCGUGGGAAAUGCGACCGCUGCAGCUAUGCUGGAACUUACAGCGAGAAGAAAUGCUUGAGUAACUGUGGAGAAGCUUCUCAAAGAUGGUACCAUGUGCCUCGUUCGUGGGUGAAGCCGUCAGCGAACCUUAUAGUUGUACUUGAGGAGUGGGGAGGUGACCCCAAUGGGAUCUCUCUUGUAAAAAGAACAGCCAAAAAAACAGCUCUUGACUCCAUUUUUGCAGGAUAAAAGCUGUAAUUUUUGUGUGACCCUCCUCUGCAAA
Messenger RNA from Eutrema salsugineum, 2421 nucleotides. Its product is annotated as beta-galactosidase 12. The transcript is spliced from 17 exons. NCBI's taxonomy places the organism in Eukaryota, Viridiplantae, Streptophyta, Magnoliopsida, Brassicales, Brassicaceae. Gene Ontology annotation, cellular component: cell wall; vacuole. Gene Ontology annotation, biological process: carbohydrate metabolic process. Bases 63 to 2387 code for a protein of 774 amino acids. Gene Ontology annotation, molecular function: beta-galactosidase activity. The record is from RefSeq and is a predicted model, not a curated record.